Molecule: messenger RNA, 846 nt
Organism: Bipolaris maydis ATCC 48331
Lineage: Eukaryota; Fungi; Ascomycota; Dothideomycetes; Pleosporales; Pleosporaceae
Source: RefSeq, a predicted model, not a curated record
AUGCCUAAGGACUUGCCAGAGAUCACUGCUCUACCAGAAUCUUACAAACCGUGUAUCGGGAUAUGUUCAGGCCGUACGGCGACUGACCUUGAAACGCUGUUAAAUGAAGAUGCGAAACAAGCCUGCAUUAUUGUGUGGAAACGAGAGGAUUUUCUCAUCAGCGAACAUGGACGCGCAAAUGCAAACUCAGCCUUCCUGGCUGAGUUGGGCGCCAGUGUAACAAGAACGCGAGGUAGACACGAUCAUCUGCGCCACGGGGAAAUCAUCAGCUUCGAUACAUCAUUCAUGCCGCCUUCCAAAGUGCUCUUUAAUGGCAAAAAUCUCCAAGACAACUUCCGUGGCGACAUCAAGGGACGUGUCUCAGUUAUCCUCCACCUAGCUGAAGUUCCUAAUUAUUUUUGUUUUCUUGGCGCAUAUGGGUCAUUGGCUUACGAAAAGGAGUCAUUAAACAUCAUAGGACAUGGUUCUGUUCAACCAAUUAUCGAACACGUUACAGAGCACGUGCUUCAAAUAAUUGAGAGAGCACGGAAAAAUAGCGUGAAGAGGUUAUCUGUCAAGAGAUCAGUUUCUGAAGACUUUACCCGCUAUCCAGAUGAGUACCUAAAACUGACGGGUUGGUCCGGUCCCUGUAACUCAUGGUCCCGCAAUGGCAAGAUCUCGAAUAAACCAGUACUUUGGCCCGGAUCUCCAAUCCACUUACUCACCGUCCUUCAAUGCCCAAGAUUCGAAAAUUUCGAUUUUGAAUAUCUUGAUGGAAACUCAUACUCGUUCUUGCGAGAUAGAUUUGAUAUGCGAGAAGUAGACGGCGUGAGUGACAAAAGACCCAAAUGCGUUAUUACCAGCUGA